Thermothelomyces thermophilus ATCC 42464 is the source of this 1887-nucleotide messenger RNA. RefSeq lists its product as uncharacterized. Gene Ontology annotation, biological process: sphingosine biosynthetic process. The coding region runs from base 219 to 1637 and encodes 472 amino acids. Gene Ontology annotation, cellular component: membrane; intracellular membrane-bounded organelle; cytoplasm. The transcript has 2 exons. Lineage: Eukaryota; Fungi; Ascomycota; Sordariomycetes; Sordariales; Chaetomiaceae. The record is from RefSeq and is a predicted model, not a curated record.
CGAACUUUGUAAACGACGGAUUUCUGCCAGCGAUGAGGCGAUCGUGAAACCGCACCAUUUCUCGAUUCACUCGCGUUCACUGUUUUCGAAAAGUGGCGAAGCCGAUCGAUCUUCCUCUAAAACUAAAGAAUCUCUCUCGGGCCCGCCGCAAGCCGAAUGUGCGGGUAGUACUGCUUAACCUCCCGCGACGGAAGCCCAAUCGCCCACUCCGAGCCACCAUGGCCGAACCGACACCUGCACCGGCGCCUCCCCCGGCUGCGAACACCGCUCCGAAAGCACCCUCCGGAAACCCGGCCCUGCGCAUGCUCGGUCUGCCCCAUCUCCCCCGCAAGCUUCCCUCCCGAAACUGGAUGAUCUUUUGGACCAUCACGGGCGCAUUUACAGCGGCGGUUAUCUACGACAAGCGGGAGAAGAAGAGGGCCAUCGCGAAGUGGUCUCAUGCCGUCGAACACCUCGCCAAGGAGCCGCUGCCUCACGAUAGCCUCGGUUUGGCGCAGCCGCGGAAGCUCACCAUUUAUCUCUCGAGUCCGCCCGGGGAUGGGCUGCGCGUGGCCCAGGAUCACUACACGGAGUAUGUGAAGCCGAUCUUGGCCGCCAGCGGGCUGGACUGGGAGUUCGUGCAGGGCCGCCGGGAGGGCGAUGUGCGUGCUUAUGUGGCCGAGCGAGUACGCAGGCUCCGCCGCAGCCGGGAGAGCGGCGGCGAGCCGGAUCCCUCAAAGGAGCCGACGAGAGAGGAGUUAGUGGAGGCCUUCCGCAAGUCGCGGGGCAUCAAGGAGUACGACGGUGUACGCGGCGAUAUUGUCAUCGGCCGACACACAUGGAAGGAGUACCUCAGGGGCUUGCAUGAGGGCUGGCUGGGUCCCCUAGCGCCGCCCCCAGAGCCGGAGCCGCUACCAGCCGCCGUGAACCCCGAGCCAUCAACAGGCGACAAGCCCGCCGAGGACAAGCCCGCCGAGGAAAAGAAGGCCGAAGAAGAAGAAAAGAAGCCCAAGCGGCCGCCUCAACCAAAACCCUACAACACCACCGCCGACUACCCUUCAGCCGUCCUUCCCAGUGUCGCACCCGACGCAUUCGAUCCCUCCGCACCGAUCCGCGAGCCUCAUAUCCUCGGCUUCCUCAAUACGCCCACGCGCCUCUACCGCUUCCUCAACCGCCGCAAGCUCGCCGACGAGAUCGGCCGCGAGGUCGCCGCGGUCUGCCUGUGCACAUAUCGCGAGUACCAGCGGCUCGCUGCCGACCCCGACGCCGGCCCCGACGCCGACUCGACCAGCAGUCCCGCCGCUGCUCACGAGCAGCCGCUGUACGAGCAGCAAAAGGAGCUGGCGUGGGAAGAGAAGGACUGGAUCAAGUCCAUCUGGAAAGAGGACGACCCGAAGGGUGCGGACACGUCCGAGGCGGCCGAGAUCCCCGAGAGGGUGCGCGCGAAGCCCAUCGUCAUGGACCCGCGCAUUGCCGAGCGCAUGCGGCGCUUUCAGCUGCUGCCCGAGGACGAGGAGCGGGCUAGCAAGAUCGUGGUGCCCGAGGAAGAAGUCGAGGGGUGGAUCAAGGGGAAGCUCCGCCAACUCUGCCGGUGGGGUGUGAGCAAGGCUUUCGAGAAGAAAAAGACGACACCGCUGGAGGAUAAGGAUGUGGAGUGAGUGGGAAGGGCGAGAGACGAGGGGGUUCCGUGGUUGCGGUCGAAUUGUUGCAUACUCGAUCUACCUACCUGUAUAGCAGCUGCGGACGUGCUUUGUCCCAAUGUUGGAGUAUCAUGAUGCAUGGCUGUGGUUGGCCCAGCGGUUUGUAUUGUAUGUACAAUAUAGAAUGAUAGAUGGCUGGUGAGCUGGCGUGAGGACUGAUGAAUCUCGACUUACCUUUUUGGCGGUCAAACUCUGAUUCCAACAGGCU